This is a messenger RNA of Camellia sinensis, 403 nucleotides long. The record is from RefSeq and is a predicted model, not a curated record. NCBI's taxonomy places the organism in Eukaryota, Viridiplantae, Streptophyta, Magnoliopsida, Ericales, Theaceae.
UUGCAGGUUUGAUGUCUUUGUUAUUUAGGCGUUGCCCUUUCCUACAAUAACAUCAUAGCACAUGGCACUAGCAGUCUCUGUUGUUCAAUCGUGUGGCACGUGUUUUGGUGAGAAAUGCUUGAGAAGUGUGAUAACAUUUGAAGCAGAGAAAGGAUAUAUGAAUGUUCUCUGUAAUAAAAUGAGGUUUAAAAAUUUUCUGUUCUCUAGGGUUUCAAAAUUAUGCUCUCAAUCAAAGCAUAAGAUUGCAGAAAGGCUGUUGGAGGAAGUGGAAAGGUAUGAAGCGGCAAGUGUCACAGACCGUUCAAAGUUGCUUAAUAAGGUUUGCAAGCUAGUGUUUAUGUUGCAUGAUAUAUGUAGCUUGGCAUUAUUUAGAUUGCAUUCAUUUUAAAUCAGCCAAGGCUAU